UGACAUCAUUUUUAACAAUUCAAUUAACUAUGAAUUCUAUUGUUAUGAUCCUCUCGUAUGCUGUACCAUCAAUCACAUUUAUCGUACAAUACUAUUCGUUUUAUGCUAAAUCCUACGCGGUAAGUAAGUUAACUCCUCUUUAUCCUGUCACUACGUCUCACUUAACGUUCAGAGAUUACCUGAAAUAAUCCGACACAGGUGAAACGAAUGUGGAAAAAUAUUCGUGAUAGUUGGAAUCUUUUGAAAGACGAAGCAGAGCGGGAUAUAAUGCGACAGUAUUCAUCCCAUGGUGAAUUACACACGAUAUUAAUAACAUUGAGUGUCAUCGGAACUCUUCUUCUAUAUGCAUUCUUUGAAUUUAUGCCAACCAUUUUGGACGUAAUUUUUCCGUUGAAUGAAACUCGUGCACACGAGUUACAUGCUUUGACAGAAUAUUUCGUCGAUGAGGAAAAAUAUUUUUAUAUAAUUUUAUGUCAUUGGUUGAUAGGAACAUAUUUUGAAGGUUUUGUCUGUAUAGCCACAUAUACUUUACAGCUUGCAUACAUCCAUCAUAUUUGUGGAUUAUUAAAAAUUGCCAGCUAUCGAAUUGAACAUUCACUCGACACAUACAUAUUGUACAAUUCUAUCCAAGAAGAUCACACAGCUAUUCAGAACAUAUGUGCUGCUGUGAAUAUACAUCGAAGAGCCCUCGAAUGCAGCGAAUUUUUCAUGGUCACAUUUGCCCCAACAUUUUUCAUAAUAAUCGUAAUCAGCGUUGCAUCUUUAAGCUUUAACUUGUUCCGAGUAAGUUAUUCUCCUUAA
Messenger RNA from Camponotus floridanus (Florida carpenter ant), 801 nucleotides. RefSeq lists its product as uncharacterized. Lineage: Eukaryota; Metazoa; Arthropoda; Insecta; Hymenoptera; Formicidae. Bases 208 to 801 code for a protein of 197 amino acids. The transcript has 4 exons. Gene Ontology annotation, biological process: sensory perception of smell. Gene Ontology annotation, cellular component: membrane. Gene Ontology annotation, molecular function: odorant binding; olfactory receptor activity. The record is from RefSeq and is a predicted model, not a curated record.